AUGAAAGGGUUAAUCGCUUGUAUUUUGAUUCUUUGUUUUGUUUCACCCUCUUUGUGUCUAAGGAGGAUUGGAUCAAACAAAACGAUUUAUUUUAAUGUGAUGGAACAUGGAGCUCGUGGCGAUGGAAAAACGGAUGAUUCACAUGCAUUUUUAAGUGCAUGGCAACGCACGUGUGAAGCAGAAAGUGCAGCAACUCUGUUCAUACCACCAAGAAAAGUGUUUUUGGUGAAGAAAUUAAACCUAAACGGUCCUUGCAAGGCCACAAAUAUUCUGAUCUCAAAUGUAAACGGUUUAACAAUUGAUGCCAAAAGAGGAAUGUUUGAUGGCUAUGGUUCUACUUGGUGGCAAUGCAAAAGUUGUAAACGACCAACAGCUUUGCGUUUCCAUGGUUGCAAUGGUCUUACUGUGAAAUAUCUAAGGAUGAUGAAUAGCCCUGGAGCUCACAUAUCUGUCAAUGGUUGCGAGGGUGCAAAAUUCUCUCAAAUCAAUAUUCAUGCUCCUGCCCACAGUCCCAACACUGAUGGAUUCGACAUUGCUUCUUCCAAAAAUAUUUUGAUCCAAGAUUCCACUAUAGGAACCGGUGAUGAUUGUAUUGCUAUCAAUGGUGGCUGCUCUAACAUCAGUGCUGUUGGGGUUGCUUGUGGACCAGGCAAUGGAAUAAGCAUUGGCAGUCUUGGUAGAAAUCAAGGUCAUGAAACAGUUGAAGAAGUUCAUGUAAGAAAUUGCAGCUUCACGGGAACCACAAAUGGAGCCAGAAUCAAGACAUGGCCUGGAGGAUCAGGUUAUGCAAGAAAGAUCACCUUCGAGCAAAUAAAACUAACAGAUACUCGUAACCCAAUAAUUAUAGACCAAUACUAUGGACAUAACAUUUCAUCGGUAUAUUCAUAUUAUUUAUCUGAUGCCAAAGCAAUCGAUUUACGAUGCAGUAAAUUAGGCUGUUUCGGUAUCAUAUUGGAUCAAAUCAACAUAGUCUCUGCUGAACAAGGAAAACAUGCCUAUGCUUCUUGCAAAAAUGCUCAUGGAAUCGUUUUAUCUUCUAUUCCCAGUGUCUCUUGCUUGUUGAAUUGA
Molecule: messenger RNA, 1068 nt
Organism: Abrus precatorius (Indian licorice)
Lineage: Eukaryota; Viridiplantae; Streptophyta; Magnoliopsida; Fabales; Fabaceae
Product: probable polygalacturonase At3g15720
Exons: 8
Coding region: 1-1068 (355 amino acids)
Biological process (GO): carbohydrate metabolic process
Molecular function (GO): polygalacturonase activity
Source: RefSeq, a predicted model, not a curated record